Molecule: messenger RNA, 4156 nt
Organism: Peromyscus eremicus (cactus mouse)
Lineage: Eukaryota; Metazoa; Chordata; Mammalia; Rodentia; Cricetidae
Gene: Mmgt1
Product: membrane magnesium transporter 1
Exons: 4
Coding region: 287-682 (131 amino acids)
Cellular component (GO): EMC complex; Golgi apparatus; plasma membrane
Source: RefSeq, a predicted model, not a curated record
GCCUAUUCUUUCACGCCCUCUGCUCAGCUCCGCCCCUUGGAGAGAAGCGGCACUGCGCAGACUCGAAGGAGGCCCUGAGGACCUUUUUCCGUGUCGCUUUCUCCUUCUUCCCAGCAUUCCUUUUUCCUCAUUCUCACGGCUCACUGAGUUUUGCGCCACCCGGCACUUCGCGCCCAGGGCUUUGGUGACGUCAUGUUCCUGCGCCGCGUGGACGCCCGCCGGUGAAAGGAGGAAUAGCUGAACCGCCCUUCGCCUCCUUUUGUUGGGCUGCCGCUCCUUCCGAAUCAUGGCGCCAUCGCUGUGGAAAGGACUUGUAGGCGUCGGCCUCUUUGCCCUAGCCCAUGCUGCCUUUUCAGCUGCUCAGCAUCGUUCUUAUAUGCGACUAACAGAAAAGGAAGAUGAAUCACUACCAAUAGAUAUAGUUCUUCAGACACUUCUGGCCUUUGCAGUUACCUGUUAUGGCAUAGUUCAUAUCGCAGGGGAGUUCAAAGACAUGGAUGCCACUUCAGAAUUAAAGAAUAAGACAUUUGAUACCUUAAGGAAUCACCCAUCUUUUUAUGUAUUUAAUCAUCGUGGCCGAGUACUGUUCCGGCCUUCGGAUGCAACAAAUUCUUCAAACCUCGAUGCAUUGUCCUCUAACACGUCAUUGAAGUUACGAAAGUUUGACUCACUGCGCCGUUAAGCUUUUUACAAAUUAAAUAACAGGACAGACACAGAAUUGAGUAUUGGAGUUUGGGGUGUCAAACACUCCCCCCAACAUCAGUAUUUAUAUUGCUAUUUCAGAGCUAAUUACAAUAAUCUAUGGCCCUUGUUUGUACAUUGUUGAAAUCAAAUGGUGUAUAAGUUAUCUGUGAAACGAGUCUUUGAAGUUUCGUAUAGUGGUUUUUUUUUUUUCAUUUGAAACAAUUCCCAUGUUUUGUAAAAGUCACUGUUUUGAACACAUUUCCCAGAAAAAUGUUGGGAUUUUUGUGAUUAUUUAUUUUCGUAGAUUUCUUUUCUUUUGCACUACAGGUUUUAGGAGUCCUGAAAAUACCAUGUAACACCUGCAUUUUGCAACACAAGAGUCAAAUGGUCUUCAAUUCUUAUUAGACCGACUUCUUUAAGAAGACCAAAAUGGUGACUUUGCAGUUUUUCUUAGGUUCCCUAAAGAGUGACUCUGCUUUUACGGAUACUUGCCAGUUUUUACUUUAUCAAUGGUUUCUCUCCAGACCCUACUCCCAGAUACCUUCUAACAUUAGCUGUCUCGUUUCAUCACUUCUGAGAUUCUGUGUGCAGUGAGCAAUUUCUGUGUCAGAAAUUCUAUCAUGACAUAUAUAUUUAACAAGUUCAUCUUGCUGUGAAACUACUCCUGUUGUUCUGUUGUAAAAUUUUCACUGAUUAUAUAAUGUAAGACUAGUUGAAAGUAGACCAAAAAGACAAUUAUGACUUCAUUAUCUUGCCUGUGUAGAAUAGUAUUGAUUGAGGAAAACUGAUUGUCAUUAGCCAGUUUCACUCAUUCAAAGUCUGUUGACUUAUUUAUUUCGUACUAAACUGGUAAAUUAGUGAAAAUAAGGAAAUGUCUCACUUAAUCUAAAGGCAUAUGCAAAGAAAUUGGGCCAAAUAUGUUCUAAAUAUUUGGAGCUAAUCUAUUUCAAUUCUCUUAGAAAAUUAAGGUCCUUUAAGAAGUUGCUUCGUAGCUUCUGAUUGCAAGCUGGCUUGGAGUUUUCCAUCUUCACUAUGGUGCUGAAGGUGAGCAUAAGGACACAGCAUUGAAUGUUUUUCAGAAACAGUCAUUUUACUCUUAGGAAAAUUGGAGGAGCUUUUUUAGCUAGGAAACUAAGAAGCUCAACAUUACUUCGUAGAGACUAUUGCUUUCCACAAGCAUCAGCACAUUAAUUUUGUUCAAUUAUAUAGGUGUAAAGGGAAUAACUCCGGAUUUUGAUAGGAAACCCACCUGAAGCUUUUUUGUUUGUUUGUUUCAGGCAGGGUCUUGCUAUCCAAAUGUUCUCACACUUGGUGGCAUUUUUUCAUUAGGAAUGAACCUCAGCCUUUCUACCUGGUAAUGCAUAGCUUCAAAGGACAAGAUUAUUUUGUCAUUGAUUUGUUUUCGUUGUUUUUGUUUUUUGUUUGUAAAGAGGAUUUCAUAUAACCUGAGCUAGCCUCAACCUCACUAUGUAGCCAAGGAUGAUCCUUAUGCCUCCACCUCCAGUGCUAAGAUUAUAGGUGCUGCCACUAUACCUGGUUUUCUGGGUCCUGGGGAUUGAACCCAGGGCCUUAUGCAUGCCAAGCAAGCACUCUACAACCUGAGCUACAUCCCAGCCCCUUGGCAUUGGAUUGUGAUUCUUUUGUUUUUCCAAGUCUAUGUAGCACUGACACUGUUCUCUAAUGAGAACAACUCAGAAAGCUACUGAUCGCCUACAAUAAUUUAGAAACAGUCUAAAAAUGUGAAGUCAAGCCAGGUGUGGUGGUAUGUGCAUGUAAUCCUAGCACUUAGGAGGAUCACCAGUUUGGGGCAAAUCUGGGCUAUCUUAGUGAAUCCCUGUCUUAAUUCCAACCCCCCAGAAAAAGUGAAUCUAAGAACUAACAUGAUGAUAGUGAAAUGAAAAUGGCAUGCAGGAAGCAUGCUGCACAUCAAGCCUUUCUCCCAUUCUCCUUGACGAGUACUUGAUUGAAGAGCCUCUCAUUUUCUUCUCUUUGGGGACUGUCUUCCUUCUUAAUGUGUUUUCAUAAUAAUGUUAACUGAGAAUUAAUCUACAUGCUUUGUAAUUUCAUUCUUUUAAAGGGCAUAGUUGCCAGAUGCGGCUCACGCCUGUAAUCCUAACACUCAGGAGGCCAAGGCAGGAAAGUUGUCACACAACUCAAGGCCAGAUUGAGAUACACUAUGAGACCUUACCUUUAAAGAAGUUAUACAAAUUUAAAAGUAUACAAUUAAGUAACUUUUAAUAUAAUUGCAAAAUUGUGCAACUACAUGAUAAAUCUAGGCCAUUUUACUACCCCUAAAGAAGCCCUGUAUUCUUUAGUAGUCACCUCUGAUUUCCUCCCAGUGUGUCCCACCUAGGUCCUAGGGAACUAAUAGUCUACAUAUGUAUAAUCUGAUCAUUUACUAAAAAUGAAUUCAUGCAAUAUUUAGUCGUUGUGACCAGAUUCCUAAAUAUGGUUUUCUAUGUGCAGUGAACACUCACCUUGAGAACCCAGAGCCCAGUACAAUGAGAGGAAGUGUUUGAGGGGCUGGGAUUGUUAAUCUGGUAGAAUGCUUGGCUAGCAUAUGCAAGGCCUUAGGUUCAUCCACAGUAUCACAGUAAAAAAAGUAGUUGAUAGAUGAAUGGAUUUAAAGAGGGAAAGCCAAUACCUGACAGACGACUCAGUUAAUCUGGUUACAUAGAAUAGUUUCCCUUCUAGCCGAACAUCCAUUCUGUAAUACUGCUUCUAACAUUUAUUUAGUUUCUACAAUGGAUAUUAAAAUCUAUUCUUGCCUACCCAGCCAAGAAAAUCCUGCUAAAAAUAAUGCUAAAUUUUUUGGCAAAUAAUUGACAUAGUAAAUUUUAGAUAUGUCCACCUUUGCGGACAGCUUGUAUACCUCAGGCCAGGUAAACAUCCCAAAUUUUUUUUUAAAUCGACUUCAUUGAAUUUCUGCUAUCUUCUUGAAAUAUGGUACUAUAAAACUUAAUAAGAUAUGGGUGCAUUGUAACAGUGCUAAGUGUGUUCAGUACAGAAUAUUAUUUACAAUACUGUGGCGAUAGUCCAUUACUGCCUAGGGUAGUUCAAAAACAGUGAUGUGAGCUAGUGCUAGGUAAGCCUAUACUGACAUGAUUUCAGUGACAUUAAAAAGUAGGAGACAUACAAUCACAGUUCUCCAGAACGCAGGAACACACUUCAUAACCAGGGAACUAGCCAAAUCCUAUGGGCUAAUAGCUCAGCUGCAGGGAAUAAAGAUUGUGAAUUGGUGACAAGUAUGCACAGUUACUCCCUAAUGAUUGCUUCCUAAGCACUUGUGGCAUACUUUUGAGUGACAUGACAGCAUCUUCCUGGCUGUACGUGACCUGUUUCCAUGAUGUAUUGAGUACUGUUGUUUGUGAGCCUUGAUGCCUGUAACACCAAUAAACCCAUUUUUGGAUAUGUUUCCCCUCUCUUUAAAUGACCUUGCCCUGUCCAAUAAAUAAGUGAUUGUCUCACCUUG